AUGUCUUGUAUGAUUCCAAUUAUUCUUGGUAGUUCAUUGAUAUUUGCAAAGGUCAUCACUAAAGAAACACAAGCGCAAUUAAGUACAUAUUCAAAAGCUGGACAAAUUGCUCAAGAAGUAUUUAGUUCAUUAAGAACUGUUCUUUCAUUCAAUGGAAGUAAAUACCAACAAAAGCAAUAUGAAAAAGAAUUAAAAUUAAAUGAAUGGUAUACUGUUCGCAAAGAUGCUGCAUUUGGUGCUUUUACUGGUUGGUUAUUUUGUAUAAACUUUGCAGUUUAUUCAAUUGGUUUUACUUUUGGUUCUAUUCUUAUGUCUAAUGACACUCAUCAUACAUUGACUAUUAGUGAGAUUCUUAUUGUUGUUAAUAUGUUUGCACAAGCUUUAAGUUAUCUUAAUGCAACUGGACCUUUCUUUCAAUCAAUUUCGGAAGCUCAAGGUGCAGCAGUAUCUGUAUUUCGACUUAUUGAUGAGGCACAUGAUGAAAAUAUCAAUGAAAGAGAAAUAUUGGAAGAGAACAUAUCUGAUGAAAGAUCUAUUUAUAAUAUUAAUGGUGAUAUUGAAUUUGACAAUGUUAGUUUUAGUUAUCCAUCUAGAGAAAAUGCAACAGCUUUGAAUAAUCUUAAAUUGAUUGCUCGUGCUAAUCAAACAACUGCUCUUGUAGGUUCAAGUGGUUGUGGAAAAAGUACAUGUGUAUCACUUCUUCUUCGCUAUUAUGAACCUUCUUCAGGCAGAAUCAUGAUUGAUGGUCAAUCAAUUACAAAUUAUAAAAUCAAACAAUUUCGUCAAAAUAUUGGAGUUGUUAGUCAAGAACCUAUUUUAUUUGGAAUAAGUAUUUAUGAAAAUAUUCGUUUUGGUAAAAUGAAUGCAACACGUGCAGAGAUUGAACAUGCAGCAGAACAAGCCAAUGCACAUAAAUUCAUUAUGAAAUUACCAAAUAAAUAUGAGACACUUGUUGGUGAACGUGGUAUACAAUUGAGUGGUGGUGAAAAACAACGUAUUGCAUUAGCUCGUGCACUUGUCAAACAACCCAGUAUUCUUUUGUUAGAUGAAGCAACAAGUGCACUUGACAAUGUUAGUGAAAAAAUUGUUCAAGAAGCACUUGAUCGGGCAUGCAAAAAUCGUACAACUAUUGUUAUUGCUCAUCGUUUGACUACAAUUCAAAAUGCUGAUUAUAUCUAUGUAUUAGAUAAAGGAAGUGUGAUUGAAGAAGGUACACAUGAAACAUUAUUGGCAAAAGAAGGAGGUAAAUAUCAAACAAUGAUCAAAAUGCAACAAUCUGAAAAAACGAUUGGUACACAAGAUGGCUUAAUGAAUAUGGCAAAAGCAACAGCUGAAGAUGAAGAACAAAUAUUGGAGCGUGUUCGUUUAUUAAGUGAGAGCGAAGCAAUUGAUACAAAUCGGAGAGCUUUGAUAUCAACAAGAAAAAAAUCUGUCUUUCUAAGACUCUUGAAGAUGAAUAGUCCUGAAUGGGUAUUUAUCUUGACUGGCUGUUUAGCAUGCUUACUUGCUGGAUUACGUGGACCAGUGUUCUCGAUUCUAUUCGCAAAAAUAAUUAAUGAAUUUAAUGAUUGUAAAUACGAUGAUGUACGUCGUCGAGUGUUGAUUACAAGUAGCUUAUUUAUUAUUACCGGAGCUCUUCUUAUGGUUCUUCAUUUUUUUCAAUUUGUGACUUUUGGAGUAGCAGGAGCAAGAUUAGUUAGUCGCAUUCGUUCAAAAGCUUUUGCAUGUUUUCUUCGUCAAGAAGUCGCUUAUUUUGAUCGACCUGAAAACAGUUCUGGUGCUAUAUGUACUCAACUCUCUUCUAAUGCAGCUGCUAUUGAAGAUAUGGCUGGUUCAAGAUUAGGUGUUAUUUGUCAAGCUUUGUCCAUGUGUGCUUUUGGCUUCUUACUUGGCCUUUAUUACAACUGGCAAUUAACAAUAAUCAUAGCUAUUCCUUUCGUUAUCAUGAUGAUCGUGAAUAUUAUUCAAAUACGGUUGAGUUCAUGGUUAAAAACACAAUCGGAUCUCAUUUACUCUCAAGCUAGCACGCUUGCUGUGGAAGUUCUUACUAAUAUGCGCACAGUAAAACAGUUAUCAAUGGAAAAUGAAGUUUUACGACAAUAUUCAAAUAUGAUUGAUCAAGUAUUAACGUUAGUUUUGUGA
Molecule: messenger RNA, 2142 nt
Organism: Adineta steineri
Lineage: Eukaryota; Metazoa; Rotifera; Eurotatoria; Adinetida; Adinetidae
Source: the annotation of a GenBank genome assembly